Entrophospora candida is the source of this 321-nucleotide messenger RNA. The record is from the annotation of a GenBank genome assembly. Lineage: Eukaryota; Fungi; Glomeromycota; Glomeromycetes; Entrophosporales; Entrophosporaceae.
AUGAACAAGCUUUUAGAAAACAAUGAAAAUUUAACAUUGGAAGAAUUGAAAAUAGCAGAAGGAAAUAUUUCUGAAAAUGAAACAUUGGAUACUUAUUUGGCAGCUCAAGAUGAUAACAAGGAGGAUAAUGAGGAUGAUGAUAUAGAAACAUCUUUAUUAGAAGAAGAGAAUAAUGAUAUAAAUGUUAAUGAGGGACUUCCAGAACCUUAUGUUUUAAUUAUUCAAAAUACAAUGGAUUUAUCUCAUUAUGAUUUUCAAGACCUGGAUGAUAAUGAAAAUAGAUUUGAGUAUUUAUCUGAAGAAGAAAACAAUAUUAGCUAA